This is a messenger RNA of Exophiala bonariae, 2061 nucleotides long. RefSeq lists its product as uncharacterized. The record is from RefSeq and is a predicted model, not a curated record. The transcript is spliced from 4 exons. The coding region runs from base 1 to 2061 and encodes 686 amino acids. Lineage: Eukaryota; Fungi; Ascomycota; Eurotiomycetes; Chaetothyriales; Herpotrichiellaceae.
AUGUCCGACACUCGAGUCUAUCUAGGCCUCUGGAGCGAUCAUACCAGGAACUCUGUGGCAGGUUCAGCCUUGACGGUUAGCAACCAGUCAGGCUUAUAUGUCAUUGCCUUUCUUGCACUCUGGGUCCGACUGGUGGGUAGCCAUUUUUGGACCAUCAUCUGCUUUAUUGUUCACCAGUUCAGAGCGAGUCCACAGGCCCAAGAUGCUCUACAUCACCAACAUCAGUUUCUACUUCGAAAUUCCCAAUCUAAUAUAGGCACUCUAUGGGACCUCACCAAGGUUAUUUGGUACUGGAGAUCUGCGACCCGAAGCUUCGCCCGCUCAUUUCCGCUGUUGGCUUUGGCGAUCUCCCAUGCUAUCCUGUUCACUGCUGCGGCAUUCUUCUCAUCGCAAGUGGCCUCAACGUCCAACCUUGUCCUGUUGAAAAGAGAUCCAGCUUGUGGAUAUUUGAUGUAUCCGCCCGAGCCCCUCGACACAAUCGAAAAGACGAAACAAGCAACCGAAUGGUUCAUUGCGAAUAAAGCUAAUGCUCAAUGGGCACUCAGUUAUGUUGAUCAGUGUUAUGGUGCAAAUGCAAGUACAAGCAGUACUAUGUGUAACACGCUUGCUCAUCGCACUUUCAACAUCAGUACGGUUACAGUAGAGUGCCCGUUUCCAAAUGCAACACUGUGUCGGGACAGGGCAAUACAGGUCGAUAGUGGAUUUCUCAAUUCAGCCGAGCAUCUAGGCAUCAAUUCAGAGCCGAAUGAUUCACUCGAUUAUAGAACUGUCAAAACAUGUGCUCCAAUCCACGAUGAGGGCUAUUAUUUCUUCAAUUCAACUGGGAAUAUGGCCAGCAAUGACUCGGAUACACAAUACUACUUGGAUUAUGGUUACCAUUAUGAAAGGAACAACUAUUCAACCUUCUCUUUCUAUCGCAGUGAUUUACUAAAUCCAAGUCGAGCAUAUAGACUACUGUGGGCACAAGCAAGGGCCUCAAAUGAGGCAGAUUCUACUUUUUUGCCUAUUGACGGGCUCAAUCGAACGGACGGUGAUGUUACACUUGUCUUGCUCUUCAAUUUUGCCAGAUACGCGGAACCCGUCAAAGAUCUCUGGUACAACACGGAUGAUGACGUCGAGUAUACCUCAGGUGCUAUUCGAUAUAAAUCGUCAAGAGUAAUCUCAGUUAUGGGUUGUGUCGAACAACAUGAGUUUCGCGCAUCCAAUGGCAGCCGUUCUGGCCUGGUCGGCCUCGAAGAGCUAGGUGACUGGGAAAUCGACACCGACCGCAACAAAGCAAAACUUUCUGUCGCUCGGCAUAUGUUCCACGCAAUUAAAUAUAGCAGACUUGUCUAUCAAUUGGCAGCUGUUGGCACCAAUCUUCUACAAGCAUCAUCUGGGUCGUCUGGGGAAUCACGCAUCGAUCAUAUUGGAGUUCCGAACGAUCAGUGGAAACGAGAGGUUCUCUACUGGGGUCAACAGUCGGUCACAAGCUUACAGAGAGCUCUUCAAUCCUAUGUUAAAGGGCCAGCCCCUGCAGAUUCACCGUACCUAAAGAAGCCGGAUGAGGAUCUCCUUCGAGACUUCGACCCUUGCAGUUCUCAGAUCGUUCGAGACCCAAGUCACUAUUCAAUCAAUAUUUUUGGGCUCUACUUCACGAUCGGUAUGGGUCUGCUAAUCAUAGUCUUGAACUGCUCCCUCUCGACAAUUGUCUCCAAGAUCCAAGGAUGGAGCGGAACUCCAGGCUAUCGGAACCAGCAAUACGAACUCGACAAUGCUUUCCAGGUACAGAGACUAGCCUAUGAAAAUAUGGGUCUUGGUCGAUGGACCUCACUGCAAAGCUUGGUUCCCGUAACUCAGAAAGGGGAGAAAUUUGGACAACCGGUCAGGGCGUCAACACCAGGUGCAAAUGCACCGUUUCACUUACGCAGCUUAUCAUCUACACCUCUUGUCUCCCCUUAUCUUCGACAGCAGUCUGCGUCACCGUAUACCCCGACAAAUUACUCAAAGGUGUCGCAGGAGGAAGAUCCAUUUUUCGCCCCUGCUUACCGACCAACUCACUAUCCACGAGACUCGAUAUGA